AUGCUCAAGCCUCAUUUUUUAUCAAAUUAUUCCGAACGGAUUCUUUAUGAUGAUGUUGAUGUUAUGAUUGAUGAUAUUGAAAAUGAGAUUCAUCCAGGUUUAACAAGAAAUAGUUUUGUGGCUCUUUAUUAUCUUCUCAAUAAUAUGAUUGGUAUUUCAGGUUAGUUAAGAUUUUCAGAAGAAAAAAUCAAAACUAAAAUUCUUUUCAGGAUCUCUGUUCUACACCGGGUUCCUUUUCGCAAUGCUCUACCGAAAAUCAACAUUCGGAUAUUGUGAUAAAUUAAUGAUGCUUUAUUUGAUCUACCAGAUUCUCACGUUUUCAAGCAAUAUUAUUCUACAAAAGGUAAAGAGUAGCAUUUCUGGAAAGGAUAUAGAAAUAAAAAUAAAAAAUGGUUUCAGAUGUCUUUCCGAGUUGGAAACUAUGAAUAUUAUGCGAUUCAAACCUAUCAAAUGAUUCCCUCAAGUCUUGCUAAUACUCUUGAUCAUUUUUUGAGGAUUCAAUAUGUUUUGUAUUGGUAUCUCAUAAGUGCUAUAUUGGUUUUCAGAAUGCUGACCUUCUCAACUCAAAAGUUAGUUUUUUCUUGGCUGAAACCAGAUAAAUUUAACGAAACUAUGUAUUUCAGUGUUAAAAUCCAUCGUCUCUUCCACAUUUAUUUUAUUCCAUUUUCUGCAUUCACCAUAAUGCUCUUCCUUUUUGGAUCAGUGAGUUUGUAGAUUUCCAUGGAGAAAAAUGUUUCUUGAAAUUUACUAUUUUCAGGCUGCUCAACUGGAAAUUGUGAUGCUCGGGGUCACUUUCAUCAUCUGGUGUACCCAUAGACGUCAUAUGGUUGCACAUUUAUAUUCGCUGGGAUUGUCAAGACGUGAUAUUCUAAAUAGCAAGAAAAUGAAUGUGAUGUACAGUUUACAAUUGAUUUUCUCGAUAUUCUUCAAUUUUGUUAAAUAUGGUUCGGUUUACACGAUUAAUGCAUCGCUGAGAACUCAAGCUCGACAAGAUGUUUAUACUCUUUACUGGGAUCAGGUAGGAUUAAAGGUGGAGUCCGAGCAAAAAUUAAGUUGUGCUCAUUUGAUAGAGCAUGUUUCAAUUAGUACAAUCCUCGAAGGAUUUUUUCUGAAAGCUUCUCUAACAUUAGAGAAACACAGCUCCAAACGGUUGGAUAUAUGGACUUUCAAGCCAUUUUACACGGUGUUUCACUGUUUUUUCGAACUUUGUAAUUUUUUAACCAAUGUUUGAGUAGCUUCCAGAAAAAAUCCUUCGAGGAUUGUACUAAUUAGAACAUGCUCUUUCAAAUGAGCACAACUUAAUUUUUGCUCGGACUCCACCUUUAAACAAAAAAACAAUACUGAUAAUUUCAAAUGUUUGCAGUUUUUCAACAGUAUCAUUUGCCUGAUGUCUGUUUUCAAUGCUUGUAUAUUCCUCUGGGCCACAAAAGAUUAUUUCAAUGGCAAACCAAAACAGACAAAUGUUUUACCAAUUACUGCAACUUAUAACUUGACUGCUGGAAAUUUUUCAAGACGUCCUUCAACAGUUUCGACAUAUUCAAUUAGUGCUAGUCCAGUUCCAAGUAUUUCACCUGUUAAUCCAAAUAUGUUACACCCUUGA
Messenger RNA from Caenorhabditis angaria, 1600 nucleotides. NCBI's taxonomy places the organism in Eukaryota, Metazoa, Nematoda, Chromadorea, Rhabditida, Rhabditidae. The record is from the annotation of a GenBank genome assembly.